This is a messenger RNA of Amborella trichopoda, 2455 nucleotides long. RefSeq lists its product as uncharacterized. Gene Ontology annotation, molecular function: mRNA binding. The record is from RefSeq and is a predicted model, not a curated record. Lineage: Eukaryota; Viridiplantae; Streptophyta; Magnoliopsida; Amborellales; Amborellaceae. Gene Ontology annotation, cellular component: cytoplasm.
CCUAACUACACUCUACAGCAUCCAAUCCAAGGUAGUCCCGCAGUCCCACGUAACCAAAUCUGCGGGACUUUUCAUUAUCUCCCGCAGGAUCUGUAACUUAGGGUUAAGGGGUUUAGAGCUUUGCGAGUAUCUCUUUGUAGUGAAGUACCUGUGUUAAUUCGGAUUUUGGGUUUGGGUCUGAUGGUUCACAAUUCUACGUGCUUUCAUCAUGGAUUUCUCCAAAUCCUUGGUUUCCUUUUCCCUAAAAACCAGUUGUAGAAUAAAUAAUUGUCUCAGAAGCCCUCUGAGACUGAAAUCUCUUUGAAUUCUCCCGCAAAUUAGGGUUUUUAGGGUUUGACUGGUUUUGUAUUUUCACUGAUAAUGAAUUUAACCAAUUCCAUGCUUUUUUCAAUCAAGAGUAACCUUAGAAGCGCUAGUUUGAAAGCGCUCUGCAAUCUCAGGUACAUUUUCUUAAGAAGUUACAGGGAUGCUUGUCCUCAGAGAAAGCAGGUAGGAUCAAAUCUAGGGCUUGUGUUAAAUGAAGUUGCAGAUAUUCAAGCCAUAAAGCGAUCUGGGCAAGAAGAAGAAGAGGAUGAAGAUGAUUUAGAAGAAGUGAAAGGCCUGAUCGGUGAUUUUCCAUUUGAAGCCAAUAGAGUUGCAGAGAUUAGUCGUCUAUGGCCGGAAUGGUUGGAGCUUAUGGAUCUUCUCUAUGAAAAAGGCUAUAUCAUGGGGAAUUCUGGUUCUAACAAGAAUGAAUUUGGCGAUUCAAAGAACGUUUUUGGAGACUCAAAUAGGGUUCGAACUGCUUGCCUUAAUCUUGCAAGGGAUCGUUACGAUAUCAUGAGAUACUUGUCUCGGAAAGACAUUUAUGCGAUUGCUGCAUGUGGAUGCCCUAGCUUGGACAGGAAAGUCGUCAACUCAGGAAAGCGCUUGAGGGCAUAUGUGGGCAUUGAUGAAGGAGAUGCUUGCAGCUCCUGCAGUUUAAGGGGAUCGUGUGAGAGAGCAUAUGUGAAGGCACGUGAAAAUGAAGGUGGGCGAACUGUCGAUGUCAUGCGCAUCCUUUUGACAUAUGGUCUAGAACCCAUUACAGGGUCUGUGGAGAACAAGCCAUGCCUGAACAACACCGUGAGAGCAUCUGUUAGGAGGCUGCUCAAGGAAAUGGUAGUUUCAAGUGCCAAGGAACCUGAACCUGAUGCUUCAGAGUCCAAGCAUUCAGAUCAUCAAAGAGUUCCUAAAGCCCAAGUCAAUGCUCUAUUAAAGCAAGGGGACUGGAUUUGCCCCAAAUGCAACUUUAUGAAUUUUGCAAAAAAUGUCAAGUGCUUGAGAUGCGAUGUUGUUCCUGAAAGGCAUGUGAAUCUGAGAGAGGACGGUGAACCUGUUGGGAUGAAGAAAGGAGACUGGUUUUGUGCCAAGUGCAAUUUCAUGAACUUUGCAAGAAACACCAAAUGCUUCCAAUGUGGUGAGAAACCCCCAAAGAGACAACUUAAUCCAGGGGAAUGGGAAUGUCCAUCGUGCAACUACAUAAAUUUUAGGAGGAACAUGGUGUGUUUGAAAUGUGAUUGGAAGCGCCCAAAGACAUUGAACUGUGGAGAAAAUUCUUUAAGCCCCCAAAACAAGUUUCCAGAAUUUCGCCAGGGGUCCAAGAAAACAUGGUUUGGCAACAAUUGCAAAACAAACAAUUAUCGCUCUGUUGAGGAAGACAAUAAUGGUGAAAGCACUGAAGUGAACUUUUGGGAUAGUGGGGAUGAAGAGAGAGAAAUGGCGCACACGAGCAGAAGGGGCAGACUUGAGUUUGAAGAUUUUCCAGUCAAAGGGGGCAAGAGUACAAUUUCCCAGGAAAGAGAGAGAGAUAAUAGAGAGAGAGAAAACAGAUGGGGCCGUUUGAGCAGUCAUGAGAGGUUUGAUGUGAGUUACAAUGGGUGCAGCAAUAGUGAUGAUGAUGAUGAUGAGAUGGCUGGCUGGUUUGGAAAAUGACUCUAGUUGAUACCAUCCUUGUUGUCAUUGGACAGAGAGAGCGGGGAGUGACUUCUGUCUCAUAAAGAGCAGCUUUGGAAUUCCAGUUACAUAAAGUGCUGCUCUUGCUGGACGAUGGCCAAGGACAAUAGAAUUUAGUUACAUUAAGAACUGACAUCGAUGAAAGAGUAACCAUAUGCAUCAGAAUUUUAUUACAUGAAAGCUAUUGUCAGAAUUCUCGAUCAGUCACCAAGAGACUUGUCCGGAGGUUUUCGAACCAAAUGGGCUUUGUUUGUGUUUAUGAUUAUGUGUUUUUAUCGCUGUAAAUUAUAUGAAUUUUGUUCGAUAUAGGUCUGGGAGCCUGACAUGGAAAAUAGUGAUGUUAGUGUAAGUUUGAGCACAAAUAUUUUCGGGUUUUGCGAGUUUAUUGAAGUUGAACUAGGUGGUGGGGAUGUUUAACUUCUAACAGGGCUCAUGAGAUCAUGAACAUGCAUGGAUUAAUUAUAUCAAAAGCUUGGAACUA